CCUAUCAAACGAUUACAAACUGUACCGUCUCAUUGUACCAAUAGUGAGCUAACGUUGCAAUAGGCAAAAAAUCAAAGUGUGAAAUACACGCGUACUUUAUUGUGUAUGUUUUCUGAUCACUCUGCGUGUUUUUGUUGUAAGCAGUGACAGAAGAUUCAUUUGUAUUAGAUGACGAUUCACGUUUAAUAUCGUAAAUCGUGCGGACAUUUAACACAAGUAAAAAAUUACAGUCACCGGCAUGUGGCAAGUUGAUGGGAAAGAAUGUGGACAUUUCUAAAGAUUAUCCGUUUAAACAGGGCGACUGUGCGCUCUCUUAACCCCUUACCCCGCGGAUGGACCGUGGUGCUGCGCAGAAGUUGUUCCAGCGCGUCAUCGGAGAGUCGGGUAACUAACCCGUCCAUUCUGAGACAUCUCACCUCCAAGAUCACGGCGACCGGUGCCAUCACGGUAGCGGAGUAUAUGCGAGAGGUCCUCACCAACCCAGUUUCGGGAUAUUAUGUGAAGAAUGAUAUGUUGGGAGCCGACGGAGAUUUUAUCACAUCACCAGAAAUAAGUCAGAUUUUUGGGGAGCUGGUGGGUAUCUGGUGCGUGAGUGAGUGGGUGGCUUCAGGAAAGCCCAAAGUGCUUCAGCUGGUCGAACUCGGUCCCGGAAGAGGUUCUUUGAUCGGUGACAUCCUGAGGGUCUUUCACCAGCUGCAGUCAGUUCUGCAUGGUGCAGAAGUGUCUGUCCACCUGGUGGAGGUGAGCCCAAAGUUAAGCCAGCUCCAGGCUCAGUGUUUGGCUGGUGAAUAUACGUGUGGGGGUGAGGAUGAGCUGGUGUACCGCACAGGCACGACACACACAGGUCUGCCCAUCUACUGGUACAGGAGUGUCAAAGACGUCCCGAGAGGUUUCAGUAUAUUCUUGGCUCAUGAGUUCUUUGAUGCCCUGCCUAUCCACAAGUUUCAGAGAACAGAAAAGGGUUGGAGAGAGGUGAUGGUUGAUAUCCACCCAGAAGAACCAGACAAACUGCGCUUUGUGCUUUUCCCUACACCUACCCUGGCCUCCACUACACUUAUCCAUGAAGAUGAAAAGCGACAACACUUGGAGAUUUCCCCAGAAGGGGGAGUCAUUGUUCAGAAGCUGGCCAGUCAGAUUGCUGAGGAUGGGGGCGCAGCCUUGAUAGCAGACUACGGGCACGACGGAACGAAGAUGGACACCUUCAGAGGCUUCAGGGGACACAAGCUCCACGAUGUGCUGGAGGCCCCUGGCACCGCGGAUCUGACUGCAGACGUGGACUUCAGCUAUCUGAGGAGAAUGGCAGGAGACGCGGUGGUCUGCAUGGGACCCAUCACACAGAGGGCCUUCCUGAAGAACAUGGGCAUCGAUGCACGUCUACAGGUCCUGCUGAGGAGCUGCCAUGAUGCCACCACCCGAGCGCAGCUCAUCCAUGGCUGUGAUAUGUUGACAAGCCCUGAGAAGAUGGGCAGCAGCAUGAGGCCUACCGGGAGAAGACAGGCAGCACGAAGGAACCACAGAGGAGGGCGGCUCUCUGCUGCGGAUGCUCCUAUCGAGAAGACCACCUCCUUUUUAAAGAGCCCUGCCGUUGGACUGAUUUAAACAGAUUUUGACUUUUGUUUCCCUUCGCUUCUUUAAUGUCGCAGCAGUUUGGGUAGGCUGCCAUGUGGUAGGUUUGCAUCAUAUUAUUAUUUUAAGGGCUCAUGUUAAAAGAGGAACAAUUCACCCAUAGAUAACAACACUUACUGCGAAGCUCUAAAGACAAAGGUUUUUAUUAGAUAUGUGAAUACUAAAAUAUACAAAACAGUGAUUGUCACCAUUCCAGUGGCAACACAGGCUAACACAGAUUCUCAGGAUCACAUCACCCUUACAUUGCUUUAAAAAUGUGGCUACCUGCAUAAGUACUUCUGCCCACCAAGCUUAUAACCCAGUUCUGAAAUUCCUUCACAGGUGCCUUGCAAUAUAGAAGUCGCACAAAAUGCUAUGUUCUGAACCUCCUCCCACUGAAUUAUCCAGUCCAAUUUAUCUGAUAGCUGCAGUUGACUAAUACUGUUUAAACAAGUAUGUUAAAUUAAAAUCGUAUUUUACAUGC
Molecule: messenger RNA, 2089 nt
Organism: Electrophorus electricus (electric eel)
Lineage: Eukaryota; Metazoa; Chordata; Actinopteri; Gymnotiformes; Gymnotidae
Source: RefSeq, a predicted model, not a curated record